GCCCAAUUGUUGUAUUUGCAUGUGUCGUUUACCACUCGACACAGACUGAAAUAACGUACACAGUAAAACUGUUGGCUGAAAGAAGCUGCCGUGAAAUUUUCAGUCUAAACGCGUGGGAAUCUGUGAGUUACUACUAGCUCGUGUGUGCUAGCUAAGGUUUAAAAGGAAACACACAUCCGACACGAGGAGAUAAAACAUGCCACCAAAAGGAAAGGGUGGCAAAGGUGCUAAAGGGGCAGCUGCUUCAGGCAGUGGAGACAGUGAUAAGAAGGAGAAGGCUCAGAAAGGAGGUACAGCUGUAAAGGUUCGGCAUAUUCUGUGUGAAAAGCAUGGUAAGUGUAUGGAAGCGAUGGAGAAGCUCAAGUCUGGCAUGCGCUUCAGUGAGGUGGCAGCACAAUACAGUGAGGACAAAGCCAGACAAGGAGGUGACCUUGGCUGGAUGACAAGAGGAUCAAUGGUGGGACCAUUUCAGGAUGCAGCGUUUGCACUAGCCAUCAGCACUAUGGACAAACCUGUAUACACUGAUCCUCCUGUGAAAACAAAGUUUGGUUAUCACAUCAUCAUGGUUGAAGGCAAAAAAUAAAUGGACUGAACAGCUUCAUGUUAUGGUAAAAUUAAUUUUGGUUAAUCUACAACACAGCAUUUACAACAUAGCAACUUUUUGCAGUCAUGAAAGAUUGUUUUGUUUUUUUAAUAUCACCAUGUAAAUAGCAGCCAAUAAAAACUGAUCUUAAUGAGCAAACUGUUUUGAUGAAUUUG
Molecule: messenger RNA, 759 nt
Organism: Onychostoma macrolepis
Lineage: Eukaryota; Metazoa; Chordata; Actinopteri; Cypriniformes; Cyprinidae
Gene: pin4
Product: protein (peptidylprolyl cis/trans isomerase) NIMA-interacting, 4 (parvulin)
Exons: 4
Coding region: 197-583 (128 amino acids)
Biological process (GO): rRNA processing
Molecular function (GO): peptidyl-prolyl cis-trans isomerase activity; DNA binding
Source: RefSeq, a predicted model, not a curated record